AUGGCCACCUACACUCGCGACCAAAUCUCUCACUAUCUCCAGCACAUUGGGUACACGCAAGAUGUGAAUCAACAUUUUGCCGAGGACCCCCUGGGCUUACUCACCAGAAUCCAAAUUCUACAUAUGGCCCGCGUUCCAUUUGAAAGCCUCUCAUUGCACUACUCAAAAUAUCGAACUCUUUCAUUGAAUCCAGAGGAUUUAUUCGUCAAGAUUGUGAACCGGGGACGGGGCGGCUACUGUAUGGAAGUCAACGCUUUCUUCGCCGCCGUCCUGCGAAGUCUGGGAUUCACGCUUUUCAGCACUGGUGGAAGGGUUAGAGGAGAUGCAGGAUAUAAAGGAUGGGAUCACAUGGUCAACAUCGUCACGAUUGACAACCAGCGAUAUCUUGUCGAUGUUGGCUUUGGCACAAACGGCGCUACACGACCAGUUCCUCUUCAACAUGAACACCGAUUUUUGACUGUUUUCCCAACGGAAGGAAUGCUCGAGUAUCGUGGCAUCGAUGCCAACACAGAUCCAAACCAGAAAGUCUGGGUGUAUUGUGUCCGGCAAAAGGAAGACGACCCGUGGGGCGAGAUGUACUGCUUCGGCGAACUCGAGUUUAUUCCAGGCGACUUUGAGGUCAUGAAUAUGCGUACAUCUUCAGCUCCGCAAAGCUUCUUUGUGCAGAGUGUCAUGUGCAUGAAAACCCGUUUGGACGAGGGGAAACAAGACCCCGUUGGCAAAGUGAUUCUGCACAGAGAUUACAUCAAGCAGCAGAAUGGGAAUGAGGCCCCAAUUACGACAAGAUUGCUGAGCGAGGCGGACAGAGUUGAGGCGUUGAAGAGAUACUUUGACAUUUCUCUCACUUUAGAGGAGCAGCAAGGCAUUAAGGGGCUGGCGAGUGAGCUCAAGGACAGGUCCAAGCAUGCAUGA
This is a messenger RNA of Podospora anserina S mat+, 912 nucleotides long. RefSeq lists its product as uncharacterized. The record is from RefSeq and is a predicted model, not a curated record. Lineage: Eukaryota; Fungi; Ascomycota; Sordariomycetes; Sordariales; Podosporaceae. The transcript has 2 exons. Gene Ontology annotation, molecular function: acetyltransferase activity. Bases 1 to 912 code for a protein of 303 amino acids.